Polypterus senegalus (gray bichir) is the source of this 472-nucleotide messenger RNA. It is a transcript of the gene phf5a, whose product is annotated as PHD finger protein 5A. Lineage: Eukaryota; Metazoa; Chordata; Cladistia; Polypteriformes; Polypteridae. The coding region runs from base 57 to 389 and encodes 110 amino acids. Gene Ontology annotation, biological process: mRNA splicing, via spliceosome. Gene Ontology annotation, cellular component: precatalytic spliceosome; catalytic step 2 spliceosome; U12-type spliceosomal complex. The transcript is spliced from 4 exons. The record is from RefSeq and is a predicted model, not a curated record.
GUCAGAGUUCAAAGUUCGUCGACCGCCUGCUUCGCGAGUCGCCGUAAAAAAGAAACAUGGCCAAGCAUCAUCCGGAUCUGAUUUUUUGCCGAAAACAAGCAGGAGUCGCCAUUGGAAGACUGUGUGAAAAGUGUGAUGGCAAAUGCGUGAUCUGUGAUUCCUAUGUGCGCCCCUGCACACUGGUGCGAAUCUGUGAUGAAUGCAACUACGGCUCCUACCAGGGUCGCUGUGUGAUCUGUGGAGGUCCAGGAGUCUCUGAUGCCUACUACUGCAAGGAGUGUACCAUCCAGGAAAAAGAUAGGGAUGGCUGCCCUAAGAUUGUUAACCUAGGAAGUUCCAAAACAGAUCUUUUCUACGAGAGAAAGAAGUAUGGAUUUAAAAAAAGGUGAUCGCAUACCACCUUGUGACUGACAUAAUUUGGUAUUUUUUGACUAUGGAAAUAAAAUUGCAAAACCUGUCUUCUAUGCUUUUA